ACACACUUACACUUGCUUGCUUGCAUUGCUCAAGAGGUCCUGUGUUUCACCUGUCCUCUCUCCUCACCAAUCAGGACUCUCUUUUAUCUCUCCUGAAUUCAGUUACAGAGAGAUCCCAAUCUCAAAAACAGUUUUCAAAAGAAUAUCACAAGAAAGAGGGAGUUUACUGAAUUACGAGAUCUGUUUUGCUGUUUCUGCCUCCUUGUGAGCUGUAACUAUCCGCUUGUGCUCUUCAUGUUAUAAGAUAGUUGAUUAUUUCUGGGAAUAUGAAGAAUAAGGAUGGAAAACCAAUUUACCAACCUGAUAAAGGUCCCAGGGUUGUUCCCUUGGCAACAUUGCUUAUUGUGCUAUGUGGGUUUUCGUUUUAUCUUGGUGGUAUCUUUUCCUGUGAGAAAAACCAGUUUGAGGCCAAGGAUGCUAAUGAUGUUGCAAGGGCAGUCUCAGUUCCUAAGGAAUCCACAGUUUCCCCUCUCCAGAUUAAAUCUGUGACCUUUGCUGAAUGCAGCAGUGAAUAUCAGGACUACACCCCAUGCACAGAUCCAAGGAGAUGGAGAAAGUAUGGUCUUCAUCGGCUGACUUUCAUGGAACGACACUGUCCUCCGGCAUUUGAAAGGAAGGAAUGCUUAGUUCCACCACCUGAUGGGUAUAAACCACCAAUCAAAUGGCCCAAAAGCAGAGAUGAGUGUUGGUACAGAAAUGUACCAUAUGACUGGAUCAAUAAGCAGAAAUCUAAUCAGAACUGGCUUAGGAAACAAGGAGAGAAGUUCUUUUUUCCUGGUGGUGGAACAAUGUUUCCAAAGGGAGUUGGUCACUAUGUUGAUAUAAUGCAAGAAAUGAUCCCUGAACUGAGAGAUGGGACUAUAAGAACUGCUAUUGAUACUGGCUGUGGGGUUGCCAGCUGGGGUGGUGAUCUAUUGGAUCGUGGAGUUCUGACAGUUUCUCUUGCCCCAAGAGAUAAUCAUGAAGCUCAAGUACAAUUUGCAUUGGAACGAGGAAUUCCUGCAAUUCUCGGCAUCAUUUCUACGCAACGGCUUCCUUUUCCUUCAAAUUCGUUUGAUAUGGCCCAUUGCUCGAGAUGUCUUAUUCCAUGGACUGAAUUCGGCGGGAUUUAUCUUCUAGAGAUUCACCGCAUACUUCGUCCUGGUGGCUUCUGGGUUCUGUCUGGCCCUCCAGUUAAUUAUGAAAAUCGUUGGCGAGGAUGGAACACUACCAUAGAGGAGCAGAGAUCAGAUUAUGAGAAGUUGCAGGAUCUUCUAACUUCGAUGUGCUUUAAAUUGUAUGUCAAAAAGGAUGACAUUGCUGUAUGGAGGAAAUCUUCAGAUAAUAGUUGCUACAAUAGGGUUUCUGAACCUGAUGCCUACCCACCCAAGUGUGAUGAUAGUGUUGAACCAGAUCAAGCAUGGUAUACUCCUCUCCGUUCUUGUGUGAUUGUUCCAACCCCUAAAAUCAAGAAUUCUGUUUUGGAAUCCAUUCCAAAAUGGCCAGAGCGGUUGCAUGCCACCCCAGAACGCAUUUCAAGUGUACCUGGUGGGAGUGCCAGUGCUUUAAAGCACGAUGACAGCAAAUGGAAGGUGAGGGUGAAACACUACAAGAAGUUGCUCCCUGCAAUGGGGACUGAUGAGAUAAGGAAUGUAAUGGACAUGAAUACGGUCUACGGUGGUUUUGCUGCAGCUCUAAUGGGUUCUCCCUCCUGGGUCAUGAAUGUGGUCUCUUCCUAUGCUCCUAAUACACUCCCUGUGGUCUAUGAUCGAGGCCUGAUCGGAGCCUAUCAUGAUUGGUGCGAAGCUUUCUCCACAUACCCUCGUACUUAUGAUCUUCUUCACUUUGACGGCCUCUUUACUGCAGAAAGCCACAGAUGUGAUAUGAAGUACGUGCUCUUGGAGAUGGAUCGAAUACUGCGUCCUAAAGGAUAUGUUGUAAUGCGUGAAUCAGCCUAUUUUGUGGAUGCUGUAGCUAGCAUUGCCAAGGGAAUGCGAUGGAGCUGCCGUAAAGAGAACACAGAGUACGACGUUGAGAAGGAGAAGCUAUUAAUUUGCCAGAAAAAACUAUGGUACUCCUCUAACGGUAGUUCAAGAUGACAAAACAUAUAAAUUGAAGCCUCAGAAAGAUUUUUCUUGGAGGACUGGAUAAACGAUAUUACUGUGUGGUUCGAAACGGAGAAAUCUGAUACUGCACAUGCAUUAGUUCGUUGAUAGAAGCUGAGAAUUUUUAUUCAAAUUCUCAGUUACAGAAUCAACUAUCCAAUAAUCUCAUUUUGGUAUUUUAUUAGCGCCUUCCUUGCAAGAUAAAAAUAUAUUCUUUGUAAGCAUAUUCAGUCCUUCCUACUGUAAUUUUUGUUUUUGGUCUUUGCCACCUUCAUUUUUUACUUUUAUACAUGUUAUAUUAUCUAAGUAGUGUAAUAUGCUUGUGUGGAAAGAAAGAGAGGAAAGAAAACCAAUCAACUGUAAUUUGUGCUUGUUUUUUUGGUUCUUUUGAAAUUGUAAUUUGAACUUCUAUCGAAGCCUUUCUGCUUAUAUGAAAUAUUUCAACAUAGAAUUGCUUGGGAAGCUUA
Messenger RNA from Tripterygium wilfordii, 2551 nucleotides. RefSeq names its product probable methyltransferase PMT21. Gene Ontology annotation, molecular function: methyltransferase activity. The coding region runs from base 267 to 2078 and encodes 603 amino acids. Gene Ontology annotation, cellular component: endosome; trans-Golgi network; cytoplasm. NCBI's taxonomy places the organism in Eukaryota, Viridiplantae, Streptophyta, Magnoliopsida, Celastrales, Celastraceae. The transcript is spliced from 9 exons. The record is from RefSeq and is a predicted model, not a curated record.